Messenger RNA from Hansenula anomala, 399 nucleotides. Its product is annotated as SRP1/TIP1 family protein. The annotation marks the transcript as partial. The record is from RefSeq and is a predicted model, not a curated record. Lineage: Eukaryota; Fungi; Ascomycota; Saccharomycetes; Phaffomycetales; Wickerhamomycetaceae. The transcript has a single exon.
GCUACAUUAGCCACUGCAAUUGAUCAAGACGAAGUCGCUGCAGUCACUGCUCUUUAUGGUGAUAUCAAUGGUCAUUUAUCAGACUAUUUAAACUAUAUCCAACAAGGUAAUGCCCUACCAGAUGGUUUAUUAAACUUAUACCAAGAAGCUCAAACUUAUACAGAUGAUUCUUACACCACUUUAUUAUCAACUGUUGAUUUCAACGCCGUUGAAGGUUUCGUUACAGGUUUACCAUGGUAUUCAUCAAGAUUAGCUGGUGCUUUUGCAAGUGCCACUGGUGAAGGUGCUGCUACUACUUCAAGUGCUCCAGAAACAAGUAAAGCUGCUUCUUCCUCUGCUGCUGCUCCAACAACUUCAAGUAAAGCUGCUGCUUCUUCAUCUGCUGCUCCAGUCACCUCU